UCAGCCAGGAGCCUCAGCUCUCAUAAUCAACUUAGCAAGACAGGGCAGGACACUGCACACUUCUGCAACAAGGCAACACACAUUUCAAAGCAAGAUUUCAACACUUAAGGACAACGGGAGAAAUGAAGACAACGCUAGCAACUCUGACUCUCUGCCUGGUGGUACUCCUGGCCACAGGUUUCCCUCUCGAGAGGAAAGGGGGAUCACCCGGCGGUGCCGGUGCCAAGGAGAAGCGUGUACAGUAUGCAGCAUGGGAUGACGUGAAUGUCAUUGCCCAUGGCCUGCUGCAGCUGGGCCAGGGGCUGAAGGAGCAUGUUGACAAAACCAAAGUCCAGAUGAGGGACAUUUCCACCAAGUUGAAGGUCUUCAAUCGUACAGUGACUGAGCUGGGAAAGGAAAGCCAGAGGCUGCGAGUAGAGGGGGAAGCCCUGAAGGUUCAGGCCCAGGGACUGGAGGACAGAGAGGGGCAGCUGCUGAAUGUCACAGCCGAGCUGAAGGAAAAGGCAGAGGAAAUGCAGCAGGAGAGGAGGACAAUGAGUGAGAGGAUGAGCCGGCUGGAGAGGAGGGUGGACAGCAUGCUGCAGGGAGACGCGGUGCUGUCUGAAACAAACGCUGGUGCCAAGAACAAGAGCGAUGUUCGCAACAUCCAGGUGAUGCUGGAGGCUCAGAACAAACGCAUUGAUGAUCUGAUGGAGAGGAUCAGACUCCAACAGGAGAAGCUUGACAAGCAGAAUGUGCGCAUCAGGACUCUGCAAAGUCAGAUCCAGCAGUCACGACAGAGACCCUCCCCACAGAGCAGCGACACCGACAGCCCGGAGCAACGCGACUCACCAGCCGAGACGGCAUCAGACUGCCACGAGCUAUUCCUGAGAGGAGAGACCACUAGUGGGGUCUACACCAUCCAGCCAGUAAACGCAGAGCCCUUUAAAGUCUUUUGUGAGAUGACAGCUGAUGGUGGAUGGACAGUGAUCCAAAGGCGCCAAGACGGCUCAGUGGACUUUGACCAGCUGUGGCAAGCCUAUGAGAAAGGCUUUGGCAACCUGAAUGGAGAGUUCUGGUUGGGUCUAGAAAAAAUCCACUCCAUUGCCAAAGAUGGUGGCUACAUCCUCAACAUCAAGCUCUCCGACUGGGGGGAUGACUUAGCAUCCGUCCGCUUCCCCUUUCAACUGGGCGGAGAGGAAACCAAGUAUUCGCUCCAGAUUCAGGAGGUCGGCACUUUCAGCAUCUUGGAGAGUUCCCUGGGGACUGACGCCACCUCCAGCCUUCCUUUCUCCACCCGCGACCAAGACAAUGACCAGAAAAAUGACACCAACUGCGCCAAGCACCUUUCUGGUGGUUGGUGGUUCAGUAACUGCGGUCGCUCCAACCUAAACGGUAGAUACUUCCAGAGUCCUCCUCCCAAGCAGCGACACCAGAGGAAACAGGGCAUCUUCUGGAAGACCUGGAGAGGCCGCUAUUACCCUAUGAAGUCCAGCAUGAUGAUGAUCGCCCCCGCUGCAAUCGAGAACAAGUCCUAAAGAAUAGAACGAGACAAAGAGAAAAGGUCAAAAGAAAAAGAAGGGGGAAGAAAGAAAUACAUUUUGGACUAUUCUUUCUUUUGCUGGUGCUUGGUUGAUGAGGCAGAGGUUUCCAUUUCCCUGGUUGUCUCCCUGCAAGGAAGACUUCAUACCAGAGCUAAGGCCCUCAAAAUAGAAGCAGAACUCACACUAAAUGAGUUCCACGUUUCCACUGCUCUGUUGUCUGAGAGACGAGCAGAUUCCUUCCCUGCACCUAAAGCCACAGUUGGAAAAAGAGACAGAAAAACAUGCAGUGGAACAUUUUUUGUUUUAGUUUUGUUUCACCAUUGCAGUUGAUUCUUUUUGUUGGUGUGAGGCAGGGGCCCUAUAGUCAGGAGAGCAUCACAGAGCGAGUCCAGGCCUGUCUGCUGUCCUGUAAGCCCUAAAGCAUUUCCAACAAGUCGAGACUCCUCACCAGACUUGUGGUGUCAACGGUGCAUGUGGGUUGUUGUUGAGUUUGAAUGUGGGUUUGUAGCGUGUAAACAGCACUGUCAGCUCAAAAACAACUUAAGAAACUGCUCUUACUUUGUAGGGGAUUCAUGUUGGAGUGAAAUGCAGGCCGAUUAAGCGAGCCUUUUAAAUCCAAUGGUGCGGACCAAAUGGUGACUUAAUUAAAACAAAGAACCAUUUUCCACAUGAACAUGAGAUCAGUCUUCAAAAGCAUUAUGUAAAGUUAUAAAUCACUGUAAACUAGGAUUACGAUGCAGAAACUGUGUUAAGACUGAUGUUGGAAAGCUGUUCAUGGGGUACUGAAGAUCAUUCCAGGCUUUUGUACAAUAUACAGUAUAUACUGCCUGCAGUUUUGAAUCAAAGUAAGUACAUACUUCACUGACUUAAAUUUUUCUGUGGAGAUUUUGAUGAUGCUAAGUCAUAUUGACUAGUUUUAAGAUGAGAGACAUGGUUUUGUACAUAGUGUAUGAAGGAAUGUGGUCAGUCUUUUCAGAAAUGUAACUGUUACUGAUUUGUCUUGACAUUGUCUGUUUUGUCGUGACUUGAGAGUUUGUUAUUGUAGAUGUUCCCUUUUCUUAUUUAAAUGAUGUAAAGAAUCAAUAUAUA
This is a messenger RNA of Seriola dumerili (greater amberjack), 2612 nucleotides long. RefSeq names its product angiopoietin like 4 (gene angptl4). The record is from RefSeq and is a predicted model, not a curated record. The coding region runs from base 123 to 1517 and encodes 464 amino acids. Lineage: Eukaryota; Metazoa; Chordata; Actinopteri; Carangiformes; Carangidae. Gene Ontology annotation, molecular function: enzyme inhibitor activity. Gene Ontology annotation, biological process: triglyceride homeostasis. The transcript is spliced from 7 exons.